AAAUGACAUUGCAAAAGAAGACUCGGAAGGAUCUGGUGACUAGAUUUGGGAGGAAAGAGAGCUAGAGGGAGGCCGUGGGCCUCAGUGAAGAUAAUUUCACAUCGAGGAGGAUUAUAUCUGUUUGAAGAUAUGUGAAGAAGCUACUGAAGCGAUGGGAGAUGCUGGAGAAAGGAAGAGUGGGUCAUGCAGGAAGCAGAUUCUGAGAGGAAACAAUGGUGGAAAGGAAAGUAGGACACAGAUGUAGGACACUAAGGUAUCCUCUUGGCCUCCUAGCAAGAUUCAAACCCCAAUCCCUCCUCAGGUUGAGAUUCUUUUUUAUAGAUACACCAAACUUGUUUUUCCAGAUUCGGCACUUCUCUGCAAGGAGAGCACUCGGGAAGGAAUGGCUGCUGUGUCUCCAACUGCCAGAUUCCAGGACCCAGUGACAUUUGAGGAUGUGGCGGUGGUUUUCACAGAUGAAGAGUGGAGGCGUCUGGUCCCUACUCAGAGGGACCUCUACAAGGAGGUGAUGCUGGAGAACUAUAAGAGCAUUGUCUCGUUGGGACUUCCAGUUCCUGGACCUGAUGUGAUUUUUCAGUUGAAGAGAGGGGAUGAGCCUUGGAUAGUGGAGCUUCAUGGAUCUGAGGGGAAAGAAUGUGCAGAGAAUGUCUUUCAAGACUGGGAGACUAAGCUUGAGAUUCAAGGUGCUUCAGAAGAAGAAAAAUCAGAAAGAACAUUGAGGGAAAAGCUUGGAAUGAAAGGUCCUCCAUCUCCUAAAUUUGAAGUUCAUGCAGUGGAUGGUGGGUUGGGAACAGAGAAGGAAAACCCUGCAGUGGAGGCCUGCAAGAAAUCCCUUUCUCAGGAGGAAAGGUUGCAGCAUGGGGCAACCCCUCCCAAGAAAAUUCUCACUAAAGAGAGAGACCAGGAAUGCAGUGACUGUGGGAAGACCUUUUUUGACCACUCCUCCCUUAUCCGCCAUCAGAGGACUCACACUGGAGAGAAGCCCUAUGACUGUCCUGAGUGCGGGAAAGCCUUCAGUCACAGGAGCAGUCUCAGUAGACAUCUGAUGUCGCACACUGGGGAGAGCCCCUACGAGUGCAAUGCCUGUGGGAAAGCCUUUUUCGACCGUUCAUCCCUAACUGUACAUCAGCGAAUUCAUACUGGAGAGAAGCCCUUUAAAUGCAAUGAGUGUGGAAAAGCCUUCUUUGACCGCUCGUCCCUUACUCGACACCAGAGAAUUCAUACUGGAGAAAGUCCUUAUGAAUGUAAUCAAUGUGGGAAAGCCUUUAGCCAGAAAAGUAUUCUCACUCGACAUCAGCUAAUCCAUACGGGCAGGAAGCCGUAUGAAUGUAACGAGUGUGGGAAAGCCUUCUAUGGUGUCUCAUCACUGAAUAGACAUCAGAAAGCCCACGCUGGAGAGCCUCGCUAUCAGUGCAGUGAGUGCGGGAAAGCUUUCUUUGACCGCUCCUCCCUUACUCAACAUCAGAAGAUUCACACUGGAGACAAGCCAUAUGAAUGCAGCGAAUGUGGGAAAGCCUUUAGCCAGAGGUGCCGGCUUACGCGACACCAGAGGGUUCAUACAGGAGAGAAGCCCUUUGAAUGCAGCGUGUGUGGGAAGGUUUUCAGUUCCAAAUCAUCAGUUAUUCAACAUCAAAGGCGUUAUGCCAAACAGGGAAUAGACUGAGUUGAGCAAAAGCUUUAGUUAAAGGACCUCCAUGCAAACUCAAGAUAGGUCUUCCCCAUCUUAAACCCAUCUCCCGGUCAUUGCACCUAUUCUGGCUACUACUCUCCUUACCUGCCUCUGUUACCACAGUGUUUGAAGGAACACUCUCUACCCACUGUGUUAUAGAGCUGAUGUGGGAUGCCAGAAAUUAGGAUGUGACUCUUUAGAGUCAACAUUUUGCAGAGGUUUGUCAGACGAUAGGGACAAACGUUAGGAGGCGAUCCUCAGACACACCUCUCGUCCUGGGCCCCAGGUAUCACUACACUUUAAAUAACUGGAGGACACAGCAGGAGGGGAAGGCACACUAAUGUCAGAGCAAUACUGUUGUUUCCAGAACAGUUCUUUCUUUAUAGCCGUUAGUCCCUCUCUCUUGGAGGUUUUUUGGGCACUGACCUUGUUCUGUUGUGUCCCAGCUUCUAGAUCUCUUAAUACUACUACUAGUAGCUAGCACUUAUUGAGCGCUUAUUAUGGGGCAAGCACUCAACUGAGAGUUUUGCAAGGAGUAGAUUAUUUGCUCCUCUCAUUAACCCUCUGAAGUAGGUACUGUUACUACCCACAUAUUACAGAUGAGCAAACUGAAGUUUAGAGGGGUUAAAUAACUUACCCAAUGUGACAGCUAGUAAAAGGUGAAGCCAGGUCUUGAAUACAGGUCUCCCUUCAAAGUCUGUUCUCUUUACCAUAAUGCUAUAAGGUUUGUUUUAUAAUUUAUGUACAUGUAUUAUCUCCUCAACCAGAUUGUAAGCACUCGGAGUUGUGACUUAUAUGUCUUUGUAUCUCACACAGUGCCUUGCAAAUAAUAGGUGCUCAAUAAAUAUUUAUCUGGAUUAAUCACUCUUUGACUUACCAAGUUCUAUUUAAAACACCUCUUAGAUUCACAUCCUUUCUCUGAAUUUCACAGUCUAGCCUGUACCUUUAUCAUCUCAGGCUCCCAUUACUGCAGUAGACACUCCUUGAUUCGAAUUCUUUCCUCUUCAUUAUUGAGGAGGGGGAUGUUAAGCUAUGGGGCAAUAAGUAAACCCCCAAAAAACAAAGAUUCAUUUCUCACAUAAACUCAGAUGUGAGUCUGUCUUCCUUCAUCCUCAUCAUUUAGAACACGUUGCCUCAAAGGUCAUCAUGGAAGAGAAAGCUGGGGGGUAUGCUGGGAUGUUUUUAAGGGCCAUCACUUCUGUUUAUAUCUCAUAAACCAGAACCCAGCACCAAGAGACUAGGAAAGUCAACAGGCACCUCAGCAUUUGGUUAAUAUAAACAGCCUCUGUCACAAGUUACAUUUUCCAUAUUACUGUUAGGCCAAUCUUUCCAAAUGAUCCCUUCCUGCCCAUCAUUGCCUUACUCAAGACCUAAAAUAGCUCCCUGUUUAAAGAAAACGUCUUUGAAUAUUUAAGGUCUGCCAUGAGGUGAUCCCACAUUGCUAAACUUGAAAUCUCGACUCCCCAAACCCUUCUAUUCCCUGGGCCCAGUCCUAUAUUUUUACUUUAUUGACAGUCAGGUUCCAGGCAACUUUAACUCUAGGCAUCUGCAUUCCCUUUCUAUUUGCUUAAGGUGAAACCCAGAAGAGGACUUGAUUCUGAAAGGCUGUCUGGAACUUACCUCGCCCUGCAUGAAUCCCAGUGAACCAACAUGCAUUUCUCCCUGGGAGUAAAAGUCUGAUUCAAGAAGCUGGAAUUCCAAACAGACCCUUCCCUAAUCUACACACAACCCUAUUGGUCCACCUUUCUUAAAGCAGAUGAGCGGCAGGAAGACUUUUCACAUGUGGACUUUCAAAGUAACUUGAGGAAAAACAGAGUGCAGAAUCUACUGAAGUGGAUAAUAUCAUUAUUUAAUAAUGUCAAGUACAAAAUAAAAGAAAUU
Balaenoptera ricei (Rice's whale) is the source of this 3550-nucleotide messenger RNA. Its product is annotated as zinc finger protein 2. Gene Ontology annotation, molecular function: RNA polymerase II cis-regulatory region sequence-specific DNA binding; DNA-binding transcription repressor activity, RNA polymerase II-specific. The transcript is spliced from 7 exons. The coding region runs from base 383 to 1663 and encodes 426 amino acids. NCBI's taxonomy places the organism in Eukaryota, Metazoa, Chordata, Mammalia, Artiodactyla, Balaenopteridae. The record is from RefSeq and is a predicted model, not a curated record. Gene Ontology annotation, biological process: negative regulation of transcription by RNA polymerase II.